Toxotes jaculatrix (banded archerfish) is the source of this 1796-nucleotide messenger RNA. RefSeq names its product transmembrane protein 100 (gene smim36). Gene Ontology annotation, biological process: cellular response to BMP stimulus. Lineage: Eukaryota; Metazoa; Chordata; Actinopteri; Toxotidae. The transcript has 2 exons. The record is from RefSeq and is a predicted model, not a curated record. Bases 195 to 665 code for a protein of 156 amino acids.
UGCAGAGUGAAGGAGGAGACAGAAGGACACUGAAGACAGAGACACACACGCACGACCUGUGGGAAAAACAGGACUGUGUGAGUCCACGUCUCACUUCUCUGUGGUCGGAGGAAUAAAAACCUGAGAGGAAUGAAGAGCGACACAUUUCAGCACUAGCUGCUCUGUGAUUGGCUGUUUGUUGACUCAGUAUCCAGAUGGCCCACCUCUUCCUUGCCAGUAAGAUCACCAUGCCGGACGACCUCCACAGCAAAGGUGGCCCCAGGAACCCCAGGAGUUCCAUGAGGACGCCGACAUCAAUCUCUGCUGAGAAGCUGAACCGGGACAAGUCCAGGAAGGACAGUGUCAUCAUGACGAGGCACGUCCCGCAUGUUAAUGAGGUCCAGCUGACAGCGGCCACCGGCGGAGCUGAGAUGUCCUGCUACCGCUGCACGGUGCCGUUUGGCGUGGUUGUCCUCAUCGCCGGCAUCGUGGUCACGGCGGUGGCGUACACCUUCAACUCUCAUGGGUCCACCAUUUCGGUGCUGGGACUGGUGCUGCUGUCUGCUGGACUGGGACUGCUGGGCUCCAGCGCUGUCUGCUGGAGGGUUCGAAUGAGGAAGAAGAAGGACAAGCGGAGGGAGAGCCAGACUGCCCUCAUGGCUAGCCAGGGAUACUGUGUGGCCUGAAGACAAGAGGACAUUUGGACAUCUGUAAAGUUCAGAUGAUAAACUUCAGGGAGACGGUGAACCUGGACGCACCACACUAACAAUACAAAGUCCAACAGGACAUGAACUGGUAAACUUUGUAAAUUCAGUGCCAUCAGGUUUACAGAAUAUAGAGAGAUGGACCUUGGACUGAGGCGACAACAACUCUGCAGACACCUUAAAUGAUGAGAGACUGUGGGUCCCAGAGUGAGGGACGAGUCUUUGGACAAGUGGCAGCCUGCAGGAAGAUUCAGUCUGAGAACAGAGACCUCCUCCACACUCCGCACAUUAACCAUCUCACAAUUCAGACAUGAUUUCAGCUUUAAAUGCCAAAAGAAUAAAUUUAAUCCUCUUUAAUUUAAAUCACAAUAAAGUCUGUAACACGUGAAGGCGUUUACUCUGUAAACUACACAUCAACAGUCCAAAUGAGACGUCCUGUUCAUGUUCUGCUCUGAAUGGCUGAUGCCUGCACCGUCCUACCUGUGCAACCCCACCUCUUUUAUUCUGAAGGUCAGAACACACCCUGACUGAACCAAACUCAGUUUAUGAAUCUGUUUACGUAGAGUUAAUCAAAAACACAGACAGCAGCUGAUCUGAUAAAGACGAAGUCCUGCAGAGCUCAGUGAUGAUGCACAGCAUCUGGAUCUAAACACUGCUGAUAAGCUAUAAAAGACAUUUAAAGGUACUCUGAUGGUGACGUUUCUCUUUCUGAGACAGAAUCCAGUGGUCAGUGUGUGUCGUCUCUGAUUGGCCCUGUGUGACCUCCGUACAUUACUCUGUCAUUGGGACGUGUUGCAGUAGGUGGGGAGGACAGAUUGGAUCUGAACGUUCUGUGGGAUCAGGAGAAAACACAACCUGCUGCUGGAUAACAGGUGUAAAAGCAGGGCGGUUCUCUGAUAUGCAUGCCACUUUGUAUGUUUAAACCAGUGCACUAUGAUCCGAUGUGAUGAAAAAUAACCAAAUGUCAUGUAUUCCACCAUAUUAAAGACUUCACACGUAGCUGUCAGUGUAACUGUGGAGCUGAGGGUCAGUCUGAACCCGUCUCUCUCUCUCUCUCAGCUCAGUCUUAUUUAUUCUGUAGUAGAAGUGAAAUACGUUUAAUUAAAGUCAAGA